This is a messenger RNA of Peniophora sp. CBMAI 1063, 972 nucleotides long. NCBI's taxonomy places the organism in Eukaryota, Fungi, Basidiomycota, Agaricomycetes, Russulales, Peniophoraceae. The record is from the annotation of a GenBank genome assembly.
AUGUUCUCCACCCGCUUCUACACUCUCGUCUUCCUCGCCAUCGGUAUUGCGGUCGAGGCCGUUCCCGCCCCGAUGAAGCGCAAUGAUGCGACCCCAGCCCUGGCGGCUCGGGCUCCCCAGUUUUCCGUCAACAUCCCGAACACCAUUCCCGUCAGCGGCGCAUUCCCGAACGGCAUCACCGUCACCCCCCAAACGCCUUCAGGCAGCAUUGUAACGGGCAACAACAACUCGACGCUGUUCGGUGCUUUCGGUUUCAAGCGCGAGGAAGGUGUCGAGGCGAGACAGUUCAACUUCACCCUACCCAACCAGUUGCCCGUCGCCGGUACCCUGCCUUUCGGUCUCACCGUCACGCAGGGUACACAGAACAGCACAGUCGGCCUCCCUUCAGGCUUCCCCUUCAAGCGUGGCGUUGAAGCGAGGCAAUUCAACUUCACCCUGCCGAACCAGCUGCCCGUCGCUGGCACCCUUCCCUUCGGUCUCACGGUCACGCAAGGCGCGGAGAACAGCACUGUCGGCUUGCCCGCAGGCUUCCCGUUCAAGCGCGAUGAGGAACUUGAAGCGCGGCAAUUCAACUUCACUCUGCCAAACCAACUCCCCGUCCAGGGGACCCUGCCGUUCGGGCUCACCGUGACACAAGGGGCGCAAAAUAGCACCGUUGGCCUUCCUUCAGGCUUCCCGUUCAAACGCGACGAGGAGCUCGAAGCACGCCAAUUUAACUUCACCCUGCCCAACCAACUUCCUGUUGCCGGCGAGCUCCCCUUUGGCCUCACCGUCACACAGGGCGCGCAGAACAGCACCGUCGGCCUUCCUUCGGGCUUCCCCUUCAAGCGCGAUGAGGGGCUUGAAGCACGCCAGUUCAACUUCACCCUUCCGAACCGACUUCCUGUUCAAGGCACGCUUCCGUUCGGCUUGACCGUGUCGCAGGGCGAGCAGAACAGCACUGUCGGCCUUCCUUCGGGUUUCCCGUUCUGA